UCUGCAUUAAGCGAUGUUAGCUUGCCUGCAGCAGGAAGAAGUUACGGCAGUGGGAAUGCAGCUAGUACAUACGAUCGAGUCACUCCAUAUUCGACAAAACGACCCACGUAUUCGUCAACGACGACAGGACGUGCCCCAUCGAUAGGACGCUAUGAAUAUCGCUCCCAAACUCCGAGCUAUUACAGCGAAUCGGAUAGGAAUCCACGCUUCGAGAGAGAUUACAAGUCUAUGUCAAGAUUCUCGACUGAUCAAGAUAAAUCUUCCCCUGAGGAUGUGGAGAAAACCUUUCAAAAGUUAUAUAACCGUUAUGUCCGUGCGGACAGUCGCACCGAAUCAUGUAAAUCGAAAUCGCGCUCUCCUGAAAGCAACAAAUCGCGAUCAACCUCACGCGAUGAUACACAUCGUGAUUCUGUUACAUCAGCAGGAAAUAAACGUCAGUAUGAAAGAUGA
Molecule: messenger RNA, 450 nt
Organism: Anisakis simplex (herring worm)
Lineage: Eukaryota; Metazoa; Nematoda; Chromadorea; Rhabditida; Anisakidae
Source: the annotation of a GenBank genome assembly